Acytostelium subglobosum LB1 is the source of this 2526-nucleotide messenger RNA. RefSeq lists its product as hypothetical. The transcript is spliced from 2 exons. Gene Ontology annotation, biological process: L-arginine biosynthetic process. Gene Ontology annotation, cellular component: cytoplasm; mitochondrion; mitochondrial matrix. Lineage: Eukaryota; Evosea; Eumycetozoa; Acytosteliales; Acytosteliaceae. Gene Ontology annotation, molecular function: acetylglutamate kinase activity; NAD binding; N-acetyl-gamma-glutamyl-phosphate reductase (NADP+) activity. The record is from RefSeq and is a predicted model, not a curated record. Bases 1 to 2526 code for a protein of 841 amino acids.
AUGAUGAUCAACAUUUGUAGGAAUACGACCAAGUCGUCGAUCAGAUUAUCAUCUUCAUCUAUCCUAUCCAACUGCAGCAAGACUACUACGACUCAAUCAUUCUUGUUCAAUCAACUUCAGACUCGUUCAUACUCUGCUGCCAACGUUGCCGGUCAAGUACUCAAUGUACAGAAGAAGUCAGUUCAAGAGGCAGUGCUUGAGAAGACAACUAUAACAUCUACAUCGGUCAAGUUUGGAAAGAGUUCAUCACCAUCGGACAAGGGAUACUCAAAGAAUGUUCGUCUCGUUGACAACAAAUCAGUGGUACUUGUGAAGAUUGGCGGUGGCGUCAUCGAGGACAACAUGAGCGCAUUGAUUCAAUCGUUGAACUUCUUGCGCAGCAUCGGUCUGUUCCCAAUCGUCGUGCACGGCGGUGGCCCACAGAUGAACGCCGAGUUGGCAGCCGCUGGCAUUGAGCCAGAGUACGUCGAGGGUCUGCGUGUCACUCGUCCCGAGGUGUUGGCCAUUGCCCAACGCAUCUUCUCGCGUGAGAAUCUCAAGAUCGUCGAGGCCCUCGAGGCCUCUGGCACCAAGGCACGUCCAGUCACACAGGGCGUCUUCCAGGCCACACCUCUCGACCCCGCCACCUAUGGCUUUGUCGGCAACGUCACCAAGAUCCUCACAGACACCCUGGCCAGCUGUGUCUCUGCUGACUACGUGCCAGUGAUCUCGUCGCUGGCCAUGACCGAGCACGGACAGGUGCUCAACAUCAAUGCUGAUGUGGCCGCGCUCGAGUUGGCCAAGGCCAUCCAGCCCCUGAAGAUCCUCUUCAUCAACACAACCGCCGGUAUGAAGGAUGGCGAUGGCAAGGUCAUGCGCCACAUCGUUCUCGACCAGCAGUACGAUAACCUGAUGAAGCAGGCAUGGGUCAAGCACGGUACCAAGCUCAAGCUCAAGGAGUUCAAGAACUGUCUCGACAACCUGCCACUCUCGACCUCAAUCACCAUUACCAGCCCCGAGCUGCUCCUCAAGGAGUUGUUCACCAAGAAUGGCAGCGGCACGACCGUGGAGAAGGGCAACGCUGUGCUCUCGUCUGACGACGCCAACAUCGAUUUUGCUCGUCUGGCCCAGGCAUUUGGCUUGCGCUCAGCUGCCGAGAUCAAGUCGAUCAUUGACAAGGACAAGAUGAAGGUAUUCAUCAACUCGACCUACUCCAGUGGCCUCGUCAUCCGCGCGCUGCCAGUGUCUCCCUCUGUUUACUAUGUUGACAGAUUCCUCGUGAGCAAGGAGUCGAUCGAGGACGAGUCUGCCGAUUCAGUGAUCCAGGCCGCACUGGCCAAGUACCCCUCGCUGAUCUGGCGCUCGGACUCGGCCACGACCCGCGCCUACCUCACCGGCUUCUAUCGCAAGAUCGCCGACGGCUUCACAAAGGAGAGCGGCUUUGACAUCUACUGGACCAACAUCUCGCACCACGAUGCUGCCAGACCCAUCUCCCUGUGUCUGGCCGUGCACAGCCACAUUGGACAUGCCAUCGACACUGCUGCCGCUGCCUCGGCCGCCAACCUCGUAAAGGCCAAGAAGGACAAGUACCGCAUUGGUUUGCUGGGCGCUCGUGGCUUCACUGGAGGCCACUUGGUGCGUCUGAUCAGCCAGCACGCAUCCAUCCAGCUGGCCUUGGCUGCCUCGUCCACCAACUAUGGCAAGCCAAUCACCACCGAGUUCCCCAACUUCAAGUCCGACCUGCUGUUCAGCCAGGUCACCGCUGACAAUAUCGCUCGCUACACUGAGGACAAUGGCAUCGACGGUUGGUUCAUGGCCCUACCCGAUCAAAUCUCAAAGCCCUACGUGCAAGGCCUCGACUCACUGGCGCGCCAGCCAGUUCUUGUCGACCUCUCGGCCGAUCAUCGCUUCGACUCGUCGUGGGCCUACGGUAACCCAGAGACCAACCGCAGCCUCAUCCAACAGUCCAAGAGGAUUGCCAACCCCGGCUGCUACGCCACUGGAAUGUACCUCUCCCUCUACCCCUUCGUCAAGGCAGGCAUGAUCGACGGCGAGCCCAGCUGCUUCGGUAUCAGUGGCUACAGUGGCGCAGGCUCCAAGCCAUCCGACAAGAACGACCCCAAGCGUUUGAGCGACAACAUCCUGCCAUACAAGCUGGUUGGCCACAACCACGAGAUGGAGGUUUCUCAUCAGCUCAAGUCACCAAUUUACUUCAUGCCACACGUUGGCCAGUUCUUCCAGGGCAUCACACUCACCAUCUCGAUGCGUCUCACACGCCCCGUCACAAAGGACGAGGUGGUCGCCAUGUACAAGAAGCACUUCCAGAACGAGCCAUUGAUCAAGAUCGAUGCCGACGGAAUACCAGAGGUGCGCGCCAACCAGAACAAGCACACCGUUACCAUUGGAGGCAUCACUGUCAAUGGCAACCAUCUCGUGGUCGUCACCACACUGGACAACCUGCUCAAGGGUGCAGCCACCCAAGCACUCCAGAACAUGAACCUCUGUCUUGGUAUCGAUGAGCUCGAGGGCAUUUCAAAGGAUCUCUAA